Molecule: messenger RNA, 4444 nt
Organism: Sebastes umbrosus (honeycomb rockfish)
Lineage: Eukaryota; Metazoa; Chordata; Actinopteri; Perciformes; Sebastidae
Gene: dgkzb
Product: diacylglycerol kinase, zeta b
Exons: 32
Coding region: 293-3433 (1046 amino acids)
Biological process (GO): intracellular signal transduction; diacylglycerol metabolic process; regulation of synaptic transmission, glutamatergic
Cellular component (GO): nucleus
Molecular function (GO): ATP-dependent diacylglycerol kinase activity; protein binding
Source: RefSeq, a predicted model, not a curated record
AGGAGGAGAGAGGCUUCAGGCUGGGAGGGUUAGGAGAAGGAAGGAAGGAAGGAAGCCAGUUUAGAGAAAAAGCAACCCCCCUCCUCCUCCUCCUCCUCUUCCUCCACCUCCUCCUCCUUCCUAACUCGGCUGUAGCAGUUGUGUUGUUUUGCUGCUGCUUCCUGGUGUAAACUGAAGCUGUACUUCCUGUGUCGGCUGCUGCUCUCAGACUGAGUGGAAGUGAAGCUGUCAGAAUGGCUGACGGCUGCUCAGCGCUGACCUCAGACCAGCUGUGAGAGAAGCAGCAGCAGUCAUGGAUCAGCAGCCUGAGGAGCAGCAGCUCAACACCUCCUCCCUGCAGGAUGGAGGAGAGGGGCCCUUCACCUCCACCUCUGUGGCCUCCUCCUCCUCCUCAUCCACCAUCUCGUCCUCCUCAGCCCCCAACACUGAGCUGCCCUUGGUGACCCCGGACCCCCGCUGCCACCACACCAGCAGGACCUUCACCGGCCUGAGGAUCUUCUGCAGGAGGAAAGCCAUUGCGAAGUCAGGUCUGCAGGAGCACGUGGCGACUCAGCCCAACGUGUCGACGUCCGGACAGACCGACCCGCUGCAGGGAUCCAACAGCACCGUCGACUGGAGCGACAACGCCCAGUUCGGGGACCACAUCUGGUUUGAGACCAGUGGCUCUGGAGACUUCUGUUAUGUUGGAGAGCAGUACUGCAUCGCUAAAUCUCUGCAAAAGUCUGUGGCGAGGAAGAAGUGUGCCGGAUGUAAGAUAUCGGUCCACACCAUGUGCAUGGAGCAGCUAGAGAAGGUAAAUCAUCUCUGGAUUAACAGCUUCACUCUCACAUUUUCUCUCCUCACAGUCUGUCGUCUCUCUGUUCAGAUUAAUUUCAGGUGCAAGCCGUCAUUCAGAGAACCAGGAUCUCGAGCUGUUCGAGAGUCCAACGUUGUGCGACACCACUGGGUCCACAGGAGGCGUCAGACUGGGAAGUGUCGACAGUGUGGGAAGGGAUUUCAACAGAAGUUUUCAUUUCACAGCAAAGAGAUCGUUGCCAUCAGCUGCUCGUGGUGCAAACAGGCGUAUCACAACAAGGUGACGUGCUUCAUGCUGCAGCAGAUAGAGGAGUGUUGCUCUCUGGGAGCUCACGCUGCCGUCAUCAUCCCUCCUACCUGGAUCAUCAGGGUCCGCAGAACACAGUCAUCUUUAAAGUCGAGUAAAAAGAAGAAAAGGACGUCGCUGAAAUGCAACAAGUCAAGCAAGAAGGGAUCAGAGCUCCAGGAUGGCCGCUGGAAGCCCUUCCUGGUGAAGCCUCUCCCCUCUCAGCUCAUGAAGCCUCUGCUGGUGUUUGUUAACCCCAAAAGUGGAGGAAACCAGGGAGCCAAGAUCGUCCAGUCCUUCAUGUGGUACCUGAACCCUCGGCAGGUGUUUGACCUGACGAAAGGAGGACCCAGAGAGGGGUUGGAGCUGUACGCCAAAGUGCCCAACCUGAGGAUCCUGGCCUGUGGGGGGGACGGGACGGUGGGCUGGAUCCUGUCUAUGCUGGACGAGCUGAAGCUCCAUCCUCAGCCUCCGGUGGGCAUCCUCCCUCUGGGGACCGGCAACGACCUGGCCAGGACUCUCAACUGGGGAGGGGGUUACACCGACGAACCGAUAACAAAAAUCCUGUCACACGUGGAGGACGGGAACAUCGUCCAGCUGGACCGAUGGAACCUGAACGUGGAGGCGAACCCCGAGGUCCGGCCGGAAGACCGGGACGAGCAUCAGACAGACAAGCUUCCUAUUGACGUCUUCAACAACUACUUCAGCCUGGGCUUCGAUGCUCACGUCACACUGGGCUUCCAUGAAUCCAGAGAGGCGAACCCAGAGAAGUUCAACAGCCGCUUUAAGAAUAAGAUGUUCUAUGCAGGGACGGCCUUCUCAGACUUCCUGAGCGGGAGUUCGAAAGACCUCGCCAAGCACAUCAAAGUGGUGUGUGACGGUACAGACCUGACAACCAAAAUCCAGGACCUGAAGUUACAGUGUCUGCUCUUCCUCAACAUCCCCAGGUACUGUGCCGGCACCGUGCCGUGGGGUCACCCCAGUGAACAUCAGGACUUUGAACCGCAGCGCCACGACGACGGCUGCAUCGAGGUCAUCGGCUUCACCAUGACGUCUUUGGCCACACUGCAGGUGGGCGGCCACGGCGAGCGUCUCCAUCAGUGUAAAGAAGUGACCCUGACCACCUACAAGUCCAUCCCCAUGCAGGUGGACGGAGAGCCCUGUAAGCUGGCACCGUCCAUCAUCCACAUCAACCUGAGGAACCAGGCCAACAUGGUGCAGAAGGCCAAGAGGAGAAUCUCCAUGCCCCACCUCAACGAUCAGCAGCCGGUUCCUGAGAAGCUGCAGAUCAGAGUGAACCGGAUCAGCAUGGCGGCGUACGAGGCUCUGCACUACGACAAGGACCAGCUGAAGGAGGCCUCGACUCCUCUUGGCGUGAUCACCGUCCCCGGAGACAGCGACUUGGAGACCUGUCGCCUGCUCAUCGAGCGUCUCCACGACAACCUGGACCAGGACUGUGACUCCAUGAAGGGAGAGUGUCUGUCUUCUCAGAAGUUGUCCAUGAAGUGGUGUUUCCUCGACUGUACGACCGCGGAUCGCUUCUACCGGAUCGACCGAGCUCAGGAGCACCUGAACUAUGUGACGGAGAUCUCUCAGGAGGAGCUGUACAUCCUGGACCCGGAGCUGGUCGUCAAGGAGACGGUGGGCACCUCCCCGGGCAUGCCGGACCUGGUAGACUCUGAGGAGCACCAGGACCAGCAGAGACAGUUCGCCUUCCCUUGCUCCCCGAACUCCACCACCCCGAGAGUGAGAGAUUUCCAGAGGAAGAGGAUUUCCAGUGACAGUUCGGUGCCUGACGCUCAGAGCUCCUCUAAGACUGCCCUCUGCAGGAGAGGGGCAAAGAUUCUCAAUGUCCAUCGCUCCAACACCACGCUGGCUGAUUUCAGACCCAUCAUUAGUCCUACCAGUGCUACCUCACACCACCCUGAAAAAGAUGCUGAGCUGAUCAACUGCAUCAAGACUGAAGACCUGAAUCAACUGACGGAGCUCCACCAGCAGGGGGCAGACAUCCUGCAGCAGGACGCCACCGGCUGCACGCUGCUGCAUCACGCUGUGGAGGCCGGCAGCAAAGAGAUCCUCAAGUACCUCAUCGACAACGUGCCGACAUCUCACCUGGACAUAACAGAGAAGGAGACAGGUGAGACGGCGCUCCAUAAAGCCGCCUCCUCCUGUCAGAGGAGCAUCUGUCACUACCUGGUUGAGGCCGGGGCGUCGCUCAUGAAGACAGACCUGCAGGGUGAGACGCCCAAACAUCGCGCUGAGAAGGCCAACGACCAGGAACUGACUGAAUAUCUGGAGAACCGCCAACAUUACCAGAUGAUCCAGAGGGAGGACCAGGAGACGGCGGUCUGAAGUCCACCAUGUCAGUCCAAAACGUCUGUCUGUCUUUAGCUCUUUCAUUUAUUUAACCUUUUCUCCCCUCAAACCUCUGUAGCCAGAGUCAAAGGAGAAAAGGAAAAUGUUUUUAAGUCCACAGCAACAUAUCAGCUAGUGCUUCUUCUUCUUCUCUGCUGUGAGAGGACACGGAAACAUGGAUUAUUAUUAAUGUUGUCUGCUUUCAGUGAGCAGAGAUGAUGUUUAGUUGUGGAUAAAGUUGCGUUUGUAGAAGCCUGAAGACGCCUCUGUCCAAACUAAACAACAUAAAAAGCCUCUGGACACUAAAGUGAAUUCAAACUCGUCUCUCGAGGCCAUAAAGACUCACAGAUCUCCUACAAACUGCGUUUUGAAUGUGUCUUUAUGGAGGAAACAUUAGCGCUCUGACCUCUGUGUUCAGUGAAACAGAAAGUGAAACAACAGCUGCUGUGAUCGAACAGUGACGGUAUUCAUGUGUCUGCAGCUGAACAUGAUGGAACGAGACGCUUUCGCCAUAUCUGAUAGAGCGGCUGUCUUCUCUCCGGCUUCUAGUGACCUUUUGGAUGUAUUUGUUUACUCGACAGAAAUAAGUGUUUGUUCACACUUUGGAUAUUUAACUUAGACACUGAUGAAUUUAACUAUUUAUGAUUUUAUUUGCAAGAACACUUUUCGCUUUGUGAUCAAACUCAGUGAAGCAAGUCUUCGACUGCUUCGGUCCGAUUUUAGAUAUUUCAGUCAACAUAUGAGAUUUUGUUUUUGUAAUUAUUUUGUCUGUUACAUAACUGUAAAGCAAAAAUGGCCGCCAGCGGGAUGCUUUCAUUGUGAUGUGUGUGUACAUAGCUGAGAUAGACUCGUCAGUGUUCAGCCAGAUUCUGCCAAAGCAGUCAAGUCUGUAUUAAUAAUAAAUAACAUAACAGUCAGAAUGACAUUAUACUGGAUGAUAUAUGAGUAAUAAGUUUUGUUUGGUUUUAUCAUUUCUGAGUGACCUGCAAUAAAAGCAUGUCAGUAACA